GACGCUGCCUCCCGAGGGCCGUAGGGAUUUGUGGGCCUAGGGGAGGGUGGUCGGGACGGAGUGUUACUGUCAGUUCAGCUGACGGCUUUGGGUGCUCUACCCCGUCCCCCCAGUCGCUGGAGGCAGAGAGCCGGGAGCUAGCCUGGGAUCUCUGAACCCGCGGAACUUGGGCUUCAGGUGCUCUCUGGCCAUCGCCUUGUUUGCUACCUAUGCUCCCGCUGUCGUUUUCCUUUAUUUAUAUAAACAAAUAGUCAUCACAGAGAAUUACCGGGUUUUCUUGCUAUUCCAUGUCUCACUCAGCAUUCCCAAAGUAGUUUCUAGUGCUCGGGACCGCCCCAUUGACCAUGGUGGCCUCGGGCGCUGUCCCACUGUGCCCCUCUCCCCACCACUCCCACAUUCCGUGCCCUUUCCAGAGCGCAUCCGGUUGUCGGGGUGCGUGUUCCCAUUGGAAAGCGCCAAGUGUCCCAGGCUCCCAGGAGUGCCUUUGAUAAGUUAGAUGACCCAAGUCAGGGAUUCAUCGCAACAAGAAACGUUACAUUGACACCCCCUGUAGGCGCCAAGUGCUCCGCUGGGCAUCCACAGAGAAAAUAGAAGAGUAGUUCUCAUCCUACUGGGGAGACACUGUAUGCGGCCAAGUUGGUGUAAAAGUCAGAAAAAGCAAUCUCGGGCUCUGGGAAGGAAGAGAAAUGGGAGUGAGAACGUUGAGCCUUUCCUGGCAGUUCUUGAUAGUUCUGGUUUUGAUCCUGCAAAUCUUGUCCGCGUUGGAUUUUGACCCAUACAGAGUCCUAAGGGUCAGCCGCACAGCCAGCCAGGCUGAUAUUAAAAAGGCUUAUAAGAAGCUCGCCCGGGAAUGGCAUCCUGAUAAAAAUAAAGAUCCAGGAGCAGAAGACAAAUUUAUUCAGAUUAGCAAGGCUUAUGAGAUUCUUUCCAAUGAAGAAAAGAGAUCCAACUUUGAUCGCUACGGUGACGUUGGUGAAAACACUGGGUACCACCAGCCACAGCAGCCACAGAGUCACCACUUCCACCAUUUCCAUGACAGCUUUUACUUUGAUGAAUCCUUUUUUCAUUUCCCAUUCCAUUCGGAACGGCGAGACUCAUCUGAUGAGAAGUAUCUGCUUCACUUUUCCCAUUAUGUCAAUGAGGUAGUCCCAGACAGCUUCAGGAAGCCCUACCUCAUCAAAAUUACCUCGGACUGGUGCUUCAGCUGCAUCCACAUUGAACCCGUCUGGAAAGAAGUGGUGCAAGAACUGGAAGGAUUAGGUGUGGGAAUUGGUGUUGUCCAUGCUGGCUAUGAAAGACGGCUGGCCCAUCACCUGGGAGCCCACAGCACUCCCUCCAUCCUAGGAAUUAUAAAUGGGAAAAUCUCAUUCUUUCACAAUGCAGUUGUUCGAGAGAACCUUCGACAGUUUGUGGAGAGCCUCAUUCCAGGAAACUUGGUGGAGAAGGUCAGUGAUAAAAAUUAUGUCCGAUUUCUCUCUGGCUGGCAGCAUGAGAAUAAGCCUCAUGUUCUUCUGUUUGACCACAUGCCACUGGCACCAUUGUUGUACAAGUUGAUUGCUUUUGCCUACAAGGAUUAUUUGUCAUUUGGAUAUGUUUAUGUCGGCUUGAGAGGGACACAAGAGAUGACAAGUCAGUACAAUGUCAAUAUCUAUACUCCUACCAUAUUGGUCUUCAAGGAGCACAUAGACAAACCAGCUGAUGUUGUACAGGCUCGGGGUUUAAAGAAGCAGACCAUUGAAGACUUUGUUUCCCAAAACAAGUACCUUCUGGCAGCCAGGCUUACCAGUCAGAAGAUGUUCCAUGAGCUAUGUCCUGUAAAGAGAUCUCAUCGCCAAAGGAAGUACUGUGUGCUCUUAAUGAUUCGGGAAGGAGCAAAGUCAAAUCCAGAUUUUGAAGCUUUCUUGUCCUUUGCAUUGGCAAACAGCCAGGACACAGUGAGAUUUGUGCAUGUCUAUAGCAACCGGCAGCAGGAGUUUGCCAACACUUUGCUGCCCAGCAGUGAAAUAUUUCAGGGGAAAUCUGCGGUCUCUAUCUUAGAAAGACGUAACACAGCCGGAAAAGUGGUAUACAAAACUCUGGAAAAUCCCUGGACUGGAAGUGAGAAGGAUAAGUUCAUCCUUCUGGGCUAUCUGGAUCAGCUGCGUAGAGAUCCCGCUCUUCUUUCCUCUGAGGCUAUCUUACUUGAUCUAGUUGAUGAACUUGCUCCUGUGUUUUUUCUUCGAUGGAUUUACUCCACUUCUGAAUACUUCUCAGACAUUUGGGACAGUGUACUUCACAACAAUUGGCGAGAAAUGAUGCCCCUUCUGUCCCUGAUUUUCUCUGCUCUCUUCAUUCUUUUUGGAACAGUCAUUGUUCAGGCUUUCAGUGAUUCCAAUGAGGAUCGAGAGUCACGGCCUCCUGAGAAAGAAGUCAGCGAGAAGACCGAGAAGACUGAAACCUGCUUCAGUAAAGAAAAUAGCAGCAGGAUUCCCAAGAAGGGUUUUGUGGAGGUGACUGAGCUUACAGAUGUCACAUACAUGAGUAACCUGGUUCGACUGAGGCCAGGCCACAUGAAUGUCGUCCUUAUUCUCUCUAACUCUACCAAGACCAGCCUGCUUCAGAAGUUUGCUUUUGAAGUGUACACAUUCACUGGGAGCAGCUGCCUCCACUUCUCCUUCCUGAGUCUUGAUAAGCACCGAGAGUGGCUGGAAUAUCUAUUAGAGUUUGCCCAGGAUGCUGCUCCCAUCCCAAACCAGUAUGAUAAACAUUUCUUGGAGCGUGACUACACUGGCUACGUCCUGGCUUUGAAUGGACACAAGAAAUACUUCUGCCUCUUCAAGCCCCAGAAAACAGUAGAUGACGAGGAAACCAUAGGUCCGUGCAGUGACCUUGACUCUUCCCUCCAUUUGGGCGAGGCCCGAGGGAAACCCUUCUGUAGUUCUGGAUCCAAACCCCUCAAAGGCAAACUAAGCAAGUUGUCCUUAUGGAUGGAGCGCCUUUUGGAAGGCUCCUUACAGAGAUUCUAUAUCCCAUCAUGGCCUGAACUAGACUGAGAGAAUUUUUUUAAAGGAGAUUCAGCCCCUCCAGACUUGGUCGGAAAAUGAGCAGGAUUAUCCAAAUGGUCAGGAGAGACAGACAAUAGGUUUUAGAUAUUCUUCUAGGACAAUGGCUAGGAGAAUUCUCUCUUUGUCUUGCUCUAACCUAGGAGUGAAAUAUACCACAAGUUGAAUUCUCUGUACCAAAAUGUUUGUUUGGGGUUUUUUUCCUCAUUCGGAUGGCGCACUAUUUAAAGCAGACACUCUCUCUUCCUCUCGUGUCCUCGCCACAUGUGCUUCCCAUACUUUGUCUCGUCUCUUCAUGGAGAGACCCUGUGACUCAGAGAGGACUGGACUUGAGGAAGCUCAUGGGCAGAGGCAGGCACACCGCCCCUUCCCCAACUCCUCUCCGUCCUCUUCCCACCAGGCUUCUGCCUUGGCUCCUGCAAUAAUCUUGGGCUGGGGUGGAGAGGGCCUGCCCUGCAAAUGUCCAGGAAUGGAUCUGGGGACAGCCUCCUUUAGCAGACUGUGAGCUGUCUUUCCUACACUGAUUAUCCGGGUUCCUGCAUGUGCAUUCAUUUCUCUUUCCAGGGAAAGGGAAAAGCAAAAGUGUCUGAGACUUUGCAGUCCCGUGUUCUUAUCGUCAUGGCCUAAAGAGUAGAGAUGAGCCUCACUGCUUAGCCUGUAGCCCAGGUGAGGGGGGACACUGAGGGAGCCCCGCAGCCAUUUUGAGCCAUUGCAAUGUCUCGUCUUCAGAUGCCUUUCUGUCCCGGUCAGUCAUAGGGCGCUCUCUUAUUUAGGAGCCAUAACCUUUGGUUGUGUUCUCAGAUGUAGGGACAAGCUGCCAUGAGCCAGUAGACAUGUAGAACCCAAGUCAAGCACUCCUACCUUCUAGGACAUCAAUCUGAAGGAAUCUUCCCAACCCCCCAGGACACAGCUUUAGGACCGCAGACAUUUCUUUGUAUCAAGGAACUUAAAAAUUUGUUGGUGAUUUUUUUUUUUAAUUCUGUUGCCCCCACAAUGCCGUCCGUCAAAUCCUCUGUCAUCAGUGGACCCCCUCUAGUUGUAGCACCCCAUGUAUACGAUGCUUGGUUUCAGCCUCUGGCCCCUGUUGAUGGGUCAUCUCAGCUGUUUUCCAUAUUAACUUACAGUCACCCUCUGCAGCUUCAGGUCAGACUAAAAUCGCCAUCCGUUUGAACGUGCCAGACGGGACAGUGCCAGUCCAUUAGAGCUGACCCCUUCUUUAAGGACAGAGCUGCCGAGGGAGGCAAAGGCUGACUUCCUUCAAAAAUGUCAUCCUGACUUACUCAUCUCUAAAGCGAGGGGCAGAAGCCAGAAUAGGACUCAUAAGAAAAUGACAUGGAUUUUAAUAUUAUAGUUGCUUUAGACUAUUUCAUUUGAUUGCAAAAUAACUUAGAAGUAGUUAGUGCCUGCAGGGGUAAAGUGGUGAAUGAUUUAAACCAAGGUUCUUCCAAUAUUAUUUAUUAAGGGGGGAAAACCAGUGCCAGGCUUCCUUCUCCCCUUGAUCCUCCUAGAAAGGCUCGAGUAGCCUUGGCAGCCCGUUUGGGGGGAACUGUCUGGUGGAGCUAGAGCAUUCAAAACUACCCAACUGGCAUUGGACUUUGUGGUCUGGUGCCGCUCAGCCUCGUCCCUGGGCCUAGCCUUCACCAGGGCUUCCACUACAACCUUGGGCUUUUGUUUUUACUUUUGAUUCGCAUGGGCUUUCUUACCUUAGGUUCUGAAAACCAAAAACCUCUUCCUAAACUUGCUGCUUCCUUUUUUUGCACUUUGCCUUGUGUAGACAAUGCAAACCAAGUGGCCAGAUGUACUUUCAGCCCCCCUCCUCCUAACACAGGGCCACCGUGUUUGGACAGGAGCCACUGCUGGGAAGGUGCUAGUCCUGACAAAACUCCAGAAGUUCUUUUUGGGAAGAAGGGGAUUUUUGUCAAGUUAAAAGAAAAAUUUUAAAUGAGGGAUUUGGUAAAUGAUCUCUAAGAUCCCUCCCAUCUCUGACACUGUGUUCUAAGUUCUGUUUGGAAGGUCCUACCAUUUUGUGGGUACGGGUUUGUGAUUCCUUUUGUACGGUAUGGAUUUUGCUUUUUUCUUUUCAAACCAAACCCUUUAAUAGUUUAAGCCUUCCUCCAAAGAUGAGACUCAACUCAUAUUGUUUGUCCUUAUUUCGGAGGUACCUGCGUAAAGGAUGAAUUGUUCAUUCAAACCAGCUUUCUAAUUGAAGGUGAAUUUUGAGGUAUGACCAAGUUGGUGAAGUACCUUACAAAGUUGGGUUCUUUCUUUCUGAUUGAUAAGGACUCUGUGUGUCAGUGUGUUCACUGCUGAGAAUAGAUGCAUAGCAGCAUGACAGCUGAGCCAAGUCUAUACAUAACAUUUGCUUCAUUUCAAAAGAAGAAUGCCUGUUUCCAUUACCCUCACCGUCUUCAAAGCCGUGAACUUCGGCCAAGCAAUAAUAGCCUGAGCCCAGCUCCCCUGUCAUGAAACACCAUUGAAUGUUCUCCCCACUCCCAUCCCACACUGGAAGAGGUUUCCCAGCAACAGCCUCAUCCUCCCCUCACGGAUGCCUUCUGGACCCAUCUCCCACUGCCACAUGUGUGCAAGGGCUCCGGCUCGAAAAGCAGCAGGCUCAUGUGGGUUAGAAUUAAGGGGGGAACACACAGAGAUCCUAUUUUUAUUUUUAAGUCAAAAUUCUUAGAAACUGAAGCAAAGCAUCUUUGCAACAAAGGGAAAUGUCACUGACAGCCCAGCCCUGACAUUCUUGCUUGAGAGCAGCCUGACUGUAUGACGUGUACUGACGGUCAGCAGCAUCCCAUGGUUGCCAGGUGGGGAAUGGGGGGGACAGGAAGGCUGUCAAUUCAAUGCAAGUUUAAAGAGGGGGUGGUCGUACCUGGGAGAGAGGUCUGAAGGUGAACAUUUUGCACUUUUGAUACUCUUAGCAACAAAUAACUUAUUUAGCAAAUUGUCUUUUUUUAUGUUUGUUUUUUGUAUUGUGAAUGGGCAUUGAUUUUGAUGUUAUUUUUGUUUUAAGACUUACAGACUGGAAACUGAAAUAAACUAUUUUAAUGUGUGA
Molecule: messenger RNA, 6096 nt
Organism: Antechinus flavipes (yellow-footed antechinus)
Lineage: Eukaryota; Metazoa; Chordata; Mammalia; Dasyuromorphia; Dasyuridae
Gene: DNAJC16
Product: DnaJ heat shock protein family (Hsp40) member C16
Exons: 15
Coding region: 687-3032 (781 amino acids)
Source: RefSeq, a predicted model, not a curated record